Hypanus sabinus (Atlantic stingray) is the source of this 4723-nucleotide messenger RNA. RefSeq names its product transmembrane 6 superfamily member 2b (gene tm6sf2b). The transcript is spliced from 10 exons. Bases 580 to 1710 code for a protein of 376 amino acids. The record is from RefSeq and is a predicted model, not a curated record. Gene Ontology annotation, cellular component: endoplasmic reticulum membrane; endoplasmic reticulum-Golgi intermediate compartment membrane. Gene Ontology annotation, biological process: regulation of lipid metabolic process; lipid homeostasis. NCBI's taxonomy places the organism in Eukaryota, Metazoa, Chordata, Chondrichthyes, Myliobatiformes, Dasyatidae.
GUAGUUCACCACAGCAAUAAAAACAGACCCCCAAAGGAAUGAAUUGGAAAAAGCACGAGGAGGUGCAUCAGCCUACGAGGGUCGGUCCUGAGGGAGAUCAGCAUCGUUGGAGCAGAUAUACUGAGGGAGUGCUGUACGAUUCAGGGCAGGGACUGUUGGAAGUGCCGACAUUCAAAUCAGAUGUUUAACCCAGGUCGUAAUUGCGCUCUCAGGUGAAGUAGUUCCAUAAUACAGUUCAAAGUGGAACGCCAGAAUUCUCUCCGGGGCCAAGGUUUACCCUUCAGUAUAGAUAAAUCGGAUCAUUGUCGCAAUUCCUUUUGGGAGCCUAGAUGACUGCUCGGUUUAAUCUGAGAGCCCUGACAACAUUUCCGAAGUUUUUCAUUGGCUCCUUGGGCCUCUGGAAGGCGGAGAAAAAUCGCUGGGAUCGACAGGCUGUGUUGCUAGACGCGCUUAAACCUUCCGGGGUGCCUUGUGCCGGUGUUCCGUGUACUCUGUGAAUUUUGUCUCGUCCUAGUCUGAACCUUUGUCAAAAGAUACUGCGAACACCUGGCGCGGCACUGAACUUCGGGACCAGCAACCAUGCGUCCCGGUGCGGGAUUCGCAGCGUUUCUCGCGUCUCUGAGCGCUAUCCCCGUCUCUCGCCUGCUCAACAGCCAUUCGGCCAUGGAAAGCCCUAUGGUGGUCUUCGCUGCUGGUGCUGGCGUUCUCCUGGGCCUGCUGCUCAUGCUGUACCUUCUGGUUCGAGGAAGUCGCCCUAAGGACCCCCUGUUUUACGUUUUUGCAGUGUUCUCAUUCACAAGUGUCAUCGAUUUGGUUAUCUCCCUGGAGCAAGAUGGUUACAUCAAAGGAUUCAUGGCAUUUUACUUGAAAGAGGGGGAGCCAUAUCUCCGCAGUGCCUACGGAACUCUCAUCUGCUACUGGGAUGGCACCGUCCAUUAUGUGCUCUACCUGACCAUGAUAGCUGCAAUUACCCUUGGGAGGAGUUACCGGAAUGUCGGCCUGUACUGGCUGGGCUCCCUGGCGAUGAGUCUCAUCACCCUUUUACUUGGAACUUCUGUGGGUAAAUUUGGAAGUGAGAUUCGACCUGCCUUCCUGCUGAACGUACCAUAUGUGCUGAUCCCACUUUGGGCUGGGAAGAAAAUUUUGGGGAGCCCUAGACCUUUGUCGCAGGCAACGGCUGAUCAGGUUGCCAUGGAGCAGAGGAAGUGGUUGUAUCGACGGCCUCUGGACUUGUGUCUUGUGCUUUACCUGUUGUUUGCCAUCCUUUACACACUGCUCAGGGGCAUUGUCACCCUCGACUGUCCCUUUGAUUUCUGUGACAGUUACAUAUACGAACAGGAGCCUUAUCUAUUGGAUCCAGUGAUGUAUCCCAGAGUCCAGAUGCUGGUUAAUAUGUUCUACCUCCUGCCCUUCUUUGGCCUGGCCUUGUAUGGCCUGAUAGUGCCCGGCUGUACAUGGAUGCUCGAUUUGACCAUGAUAUUUGCUGGAGCCAUAGCCCAGGCCCAGUUUUCCCACAUUGGAUCGUCUUUACACCCACGCACCUCCUUUACGUACCGGGUCCCAGACAAUGCUGUGGCCUCGUUCCUCUACGUCAACGUCUUCUUCGCUGUCGGUGCUCAGCUCCUGGCGUUUCGCUGCGCUGUUUGCUCCGGCUUCUUUCUCAAAGGCGUGCCCAGAAGUAGCGAGGAAAUGGAGAAGAAAGUGAACUGAGAACCUGGCCUAACUGCUGAGGGGAAGCCACUGAAAUGAUCUCAAAUGGAAUGGCACCCCUGCCUCAGGGUAUUGCCCUUCUCCUAUCACCUAGAGUAGGGAGUUCCCAACCUGGCAUCCACGGACCUUUUGGUUAAUGGGAGGGGUCCACAGCAUAAAAAAGGUUUGGAACCCUGGUCCGAGAGUCAGAAGUUCCUCUUAGUUUAUUUGUUUGCUGGCACGCACGCGUAUUGCUGCCUCCCACCCCUUCCCAAUUGCCCCAGAACCAAAAGCAGUUAAGACUCAGUGUGGUGGGUUUCAUUUAAGCCAGACAGUUGAAUUGUUCUAGGAUUUGGAUAAGUAGUUCAAGAAAAAGUACAUUUCAGGGUAACAGAAGCUGCACCAACUGGAUUAGUCUUACGAACUGUACAGGGUUAAUAGACCAAAUCGCCUCCCUUGUGCUAUAAACAAUUCUUUAAUUCAACAUUUGCUCUAGUAACCAACUUUAUUGUAUAUAUGUUUGUAAAAUGUUUUUUUAAUAUACGAUCUCUUAAUUUUUACCUUGCCUACUCUGGCUAAAUAUUUUGUAAAAUAGAAACAAUAAAGUUAAUUACAUUUUGUACAAAAAUACUUACUUAGUGUUAUCAGUUCGAAAUCCACUCAGGCGGACCACAUUAAGAUGUUCAUCUGAUGAUAAAAGUUACCGUAAUCACAACCUACCCCAGGCACUUGAUUAAUACCUGGUUUCAGUAUUGAUUGAUGGUACAGAAGCUAGGACCAGAGGGUACAACCUUACAAUAGGCGGAUGUCCUUUUAGAAUAGAGAUGAGGGAAUUUCUUUAGCCGGGGGUGGUGACGCUGUGGCGGUCAAGUCAUUGGCUAUGUUUAAAGCAGAGAUUGAUGGGUUAUUGAUUAGAAAGGGUGUCACAAUUGUUCUGGGGAAAAGGCAGGGUGCUCAGUUCUGGUCACCUCACUAUAGGAAGGAUGUGGAAACCAUAGAAAAGGAGAUUUACAAGAAUGUUGCCUGGAUUGGGGAGCAUGCCUUAUGAGAAUAGGUUAAGCGAACUCAGCCUUCUUUCCUUGGAGCAACGGAGGAUGAGAGGUGACCUGAUGGAGGUGUAUAAGAUGUUGAGAGGCAUUGAUCAUGUGGAUAGUCAGAGGCUUUUUCCCAGGGCUGAAAUGGCUAGCAUGAGAGGGCAUAGUUUUAAGGUGUUUGGAAGUAGGUACAGAGAUGUCAGGGGUAAGCUUUUUGUUUUUACGCAGAGAGUGGUGAGUGCGUGGAAUGGGCUGCUGGCGAUGGUAGUGGAGGUGGAUACAGUAGGGUCUUUUAAGAGACUCCUGGACAGGUACACGGAGCUCAGAAAAAUAGAGGGCUAUGUGUAACGCUAGGUAAUUUCUCAGGGAAGGACUGUUUGGCACAGCUUUGUGGGCCGAAGGGCCUUUAUUGUGCUGUAGGUUUUCUAUGUAAUGGGAUUGAGGGAAAAUAAAUCAGCCUAACUUUGCUCAUAUCUUGUAUAAUCAGCCCUUACAUUAUAGAAUACAGGGAAGGGACCCUGCUAUCACCAACCGGCAUGCUCCACAGCACUGUACCUCCCGUUAGUGGAAGAUGAUGGCAAAUUGGUCCCAACUACGAACAAGUUCUAGACUUAACCCCAGCUUUAUAAAACAAUCAUCAGGCUCCAUCUUCAGUCCAUUUAUGGGGCCAACAAUGAGAUUUUAAGUCCAGGAGAGGGUGCACUGGGGAUUUACUGUAAAGGUUGCAGGAGUGAGAAGCCAAUCACAGACAGACUGCAGAAGCUCUGUUUUCACUGUACUGCAUGGAACGGUAAAAGAAAAUUUUAACCCAGGGGGAUUGAAAUGCAGAGAAAAGUUUCAGUAUAUAUGAAGAGACAUGCUUCCAGUGCAGAGAAGGGCACGGAUUUAAAGAAACCGGCAUCAGACCUAGAGGGGACAAAGCAGAGAUUUUCUAUGUCAGUGUUAGCUGGAAGGUACUGUCUGAAAGGGCAGUGGAAAGUAACUCAAUGCAACUCCAUGAGAGAGCAAGGGUAGGGGAAAUUUAACCAACAGCUCCCAGCAUAACCAUAAAUAAGAGAUGGAAAUAAAGUGGAAGAAAGAUGAAAUUACACCAGAGAAAUACAAACUGGAUAUUUACUUAAUGAAAGAACUUCGCAGGACAAUUUAGAGAUCGGAGUUCUUCCAAAGAGCUGCCACAGACAUAAUAGGCUGAAUGGACUCCUCCCAAGACUGUCUGUCCAUUAUAUGAUCUGGUUGAUGUACAGGUAAACUCGCCAGUGGACAAGAACUUAGCUUUCCUGCAUAAUAAGACUCCGUCACUGCUGGUUACCAAACGAUAUUAAAUAAUUAAGAUACAAACCAUUCACAAAAUACAAAGAAUUAAAAAAAAUUUCAUAUUGAAACAGAUUAAAGCAUUAUUUUUACAAUAAUUGGGUGUUAAUCUAUACAAAAUCUGUAAUAGAAUUACUUUCACAAGAAACCAAUGGAAUGUGAUUAAUUUAUACAGUCUGAGAUGAUGGAAUUAGACCAGAGAAAUAUUAGAAAAAGCGUUAAAAUGGUUUAACAUCUCCACAGAGUCUGAUUUACAGUAUGACUUAUCACAAGGAUAUUUAUGCUUGCCAUUUUUAACCUGGACAAUAUCUAAUAUUUGCACAGUUAUACAAAAAAUACCCCAAAACAUACUCACUGAAGGUACUAGGCUCUUCCAGAGAUUUUGCUAUAUCCUGCUGAGAAACUCUGCAUUCAAACACACCACGAGGAGUGAAAUUAUAGUCCUGAUCCAUAAGUCUCCUCAGAGACAAAUGGAGCUUGUUCUUUCCCUUGUAGGCAAGUUUAUAUCAGUAUAACUUUUUAACAACUGCCUAACAAAUUCCGACUCUCUAAAUAACGUUAUCAAAUUUUGAUUAUUGGAUAUUUGAAUUUUUUUUCUUUUUCUAAUUCCCUCCUUUCCCUCAGUUUUACUUUCGUGGUCGAUUUGACUUUGAUUUAACUGAGAUGUGUGGUUCGGACUCUACAGUAUU